Molecule: messenger RNA, 978 nt
Organism: Auanema sp. JU1783
Lineage: Eukaryota; Metazoa; Nematoda; Chromadorea; Rhabditida; Rhabditidae
Source: the annotation of a GenBank genome assembly
AUGGGCCAUUUCACUCAAGAUGAGCUAAAUAACUUUGAUCUGAAGAGUUUCAUCAAGAAGCAUCUACUAUCGGGUCCUAAACAGAUGGAUUACCAGGCGAAAGAUCUGUUCAUAAUCCUCGAUAAAGCAAAAAGCGUUUUCCAAAGUAGCGAAACUCUCAUAGAAUUGGAUGGGCCAGUUAACGUUUGUGGUGAUAUCCAUGGGCAGUAUGGAGAUUUGAUGCGUAUAUUCAAGGCAUGUGGAUUGCCUUUCCAAUCCAAAUUUCUGUUUCUCGGUGAUUACGUAGACAGAGGAAGACACUCUUUAGAAGUCAUAACCCUAUUACUCUGUUGUCGCAUUCAGUUUCCAAAUAAGGUUCAUCUUUUACGAGGAAACCACGAGCUUCAGCAUAUCAACAAAAUAUAUGGCUUCUGGGAGGAAUGUGAAGAUCGUUUCCGAGAGACCGGAGACGCUAAAGCUUUAUACGAUGAGUUUAAUGAAGUAUUUGCCCUGAUGCCCCUGGCAGCCCUUAUAUCAACGAAAAUUCUAUGCAUGCAUGGAGGGUUAUCUCCUGAGUUGAAAUCGUUGGAUGAUAUCAGACGUAUAAACAGACCACUACAUACAGUUCAAGGCUUGGCACAAGACUUACUUUGGUCGGAUCCGGAUCCAACCAUCUCAGGGUUUCAGACAAACCUCUGUCGUUCCGUGUCAUACACUUUUGGAGAAGAUGUAGUCACUGAAAAAUGUAAAGAACUCGAUUUGAAUUUAAUGAUCAGAGCUCAUCAGGUUGUUGAGUUUGGAUACAGUCUCUUCGCCAACAAAUUAUUGAUCACCGUUUUCUCAGCUGCCCGUUAUCAUGACGGACUUAGAAACUACGCAGCGAUUGUUCAGAUUAAUGAAAACUUGGAAGUUUCAUUCAUCCAACUGAAGCCAGAAGAGUACGAUGCAGAACGUUUAGGAGCAGUGGGUGGUAUCGAGACAGCGGAUGCUGCUCCUUGA